Molecule: messenger RNA, 1340 nt
Organism: Folsomia candida
Lineage: Eukaryota; Metazoa; Arthropoda; Collembola; Entomobryomorpha; Isotomidae
Product: spidroin-1
Exons: 6
Coding region: 451-1137 (228 amino acids)
Source: RefSeq, a predicted model, not a curated record
GGAAUACGUAUGACCAUGUAAUUGGAAUAAGAAUAAUUCCAUUACUCGAGUUUCGUAAUCUCGAAACUUGGGGUUACACAAAUGGCUACGAUAUUUUUACUAACCUGCGGUCCAAUACGUUUUAUUGCCUAUUGAUACAUGACAUAACCCAAGAAUAUGGCCUCAUAUGAGACGUAAUUUCUCCCGAUAAACGGAUUGCCCAUUAUUCUGCAGGCAUUUUUUUUACAUUGAAUUACGGAACUCUAUUGUUUGUUCCAAAUUUCUCCGCAUUUGAAACGUGUCUUUUCGAAAGUUUAAUGAGCCUCAUAAAAUGAAACAGGGAAUGGCUUCCCGUAUAAAAAGGCUGCACAAGUUGUGAUAAACCAUCCGACUUAUUCCGUCAGCUUUCGCAGCAAUAACACCACCACCCCUUUUCUAUCAAACUCCUGCAAACUAAAAGCUAGCCACAAGAUGAUGAAGUGGAUUGCUUUGUUCGCUCUCUUCGGCGCUGUUGUCGCUAAACCCCAGUGGGGAGGCGGAGGCGCAGGUGCUGCUGCUGCUGCGGGUGCCGCAGGGGGCAUGGGAGGACUUGGUGGUGGUGCAGCUGCUGGUGCUGCUGCUGCUGCUGGUGGUGGGGGAUAUGGUGCCCCCGGAGGGUAUGGAGCCCCAGGAGGGUAUGGUGCCCCAGCUGCUGGAUAUGGUGCUUCUGGAUAUGGGGCUGGUGGGUAUGAUGCUGGUGCUUCACAAUACGGCGCCGUUGGUGCGUCCAAUUUGAACGCCGUUCAAGCUCAAGGUAGCCAAGGGAGUGCCCUCAACGCUGCCUCCAAUAACUACGGAGCUGCUGCCCAAGGUUCAUACGGUGCGCAGGGAUCCCGAAAUGCUGGCAGCAACUCUGCAUACGGCAACAAAUUUGGAUCCUCCAACACGUACGGCGAGUCUUUCGGAAAUGCCAACUCUUUCGAUAACUCACAAGGAUCUGCCGGUGGUCAAGGGUCUUCUGGUCAAUUCGGUAACAGUAACAGCCUUAACGCUGCCCAGGGAAGCCAAGGAAGCUACGGAGCCGUUAACGCUGGGCAAUACGGCGCUGCUGGGGGCUCAGCUGCACAUCAAGCGGGCUACGGAGCGGGAGGAUAUCAAGCCGGAGGAUACCAAGGAUAAGCGCGAUGACCUGUAUUACGACUACUACUCUGACUUUUCCGUUUCAUUUUUCCUCCUCUUCUACCUACAGCCUGAUCUUUCUACACUCUGUCAUCUGUUAUAUUAAAUUUGUCACCUAUCUAAAUACUCUCUCAUCCUAUGUAAAAAAAUACUCUACUCUUCAAUUCUGCGAACUCUAUAAAUAAAGUAUUUUCUUUUCUAAA